Molecule: messenger RNA, 3762 nt
Organism: Echinops telfairi (small Madagascar hedgehog)
Lineage: Eukaryota; Metazoa; Chordata; Mammalia; Afrosoricida; Tenrecidae
Gene: GUCY2D
Product: guanylate cyclase 2D, retinal
Exons: 18
Coding region: 1-2589 (862 amino acids)
Biological process (GO): protein phosphorylation; intracellular signal transduction; receptor guanylyl cyclase signaling pathway
Molecular function (GO): protein kinase activity; peptide receptor activity; ATP binding
Source: RefSeq, a predicted model, not a curated record
AUGGUGAUGCAUUCGGUGCUGCUGGGCGGCGAGGAGCAGCGCGUCUUGCUGGAGGCCGCCGAGGAGCUGGGCCUGGCCGACGGCGCCUGGGCCUUCCUGCCCUUCGACACGCUCCACUACGCCUUGGCCCCGGGCCCCGGGGCCUUGGCCGCCCUAGCCAACAGCUCCCGGCUCCGUCGGGCCCACGAUGCGGUGCUGACCCUCACGCGCCACUGCUCCCCCGGGGGCAGCGUGCUGGACCACCUGCGCCGGGCCCAAGAGACCCAGGAGCUGCCCCCAGACCUCAACCCACAGCAGGUGUCCCCGCUCUUCGGCACCAUCUACGACGCAGUCUCCUUAUUGGCUCGAGGCGUAGUGGGAGCACGGGCAUCCGGAGGUGGCAGCUGGGUGUCUGGAGCAGCUGUGGCCCGCCAUGCCCGGGAUGCCCAGGUCCCUGGCUUCUGUGGGCUCCUGGGAGGAGUUGAGGAGCCCCCAUUUGUACUGCUGGACACGGACGCGGCAGGGGACCAACUCUUUGCCACAUUUACAUUGGACCCCGCCAGGGGCUCCUUCCACUCCACUGGGAUCCCAGUGCACUUCCCGCAGGGGGGACGGGGACCUGUGUCUGACCACUGGUGCUGGUUCGACCCCAGUGUCAUCUGCAAUGGAGGAGUGGAUCCUGGCCUGGUCUUUCUCGGCUUCCUUGUGGUGAUUGGGCUGGGGCUGAUGGGGGCCUUCCUGGCCCAUUACCUGAGGCAUCGUCUACUUCACAUCCAAAUGGUGUCCGGCCCCAACAAGAUCAUCUUGACUUUGAAUGACAUCACCUUCCUCCACCCACAAAGAAGCAGCUCUCGAAAGGGAGUCCAGGGGAGUAGAUCAAGUCUUGCAGCCCGCAGUGCGUCAGACAUCCGCAGCGUCUCCAGCCAGCCGGCUGACAGCGCCAACAUUGGCAUCUAUGAGGGAGACUGGGUUUGGCUGAAGAAAUUCCCAGGGGAUCGGCACUUAACUAUCUACCCAGCAACCAAGACAGCCUUCUCCAAGAUCCUGGAGCUGCGGCACGAGAACGUGGCCCUCUACCUGGGGCUCCUCCUGGCGACGGGGGCGGCGGGAAGCUCAGCGCCCGGGGAGGGCACCCUGGCUGUGGUCUCAGAGCACUGUGCCCGGGGCUCCCUCCAGGACCUCCUCGCCCAGAGAGACAUCAAGCUGGACUGGAUGUUCAAGUCCUCCCUCCUGCUGGAUCUCAUCAAGGGAAUGAGAUACCUGCACCACCGAGGCGUCGCCCACGGGCGACUUAAAUCCCGGAACUGCGUGGUGGACGGGAGGUUCGUGCUCAAGGUCACCGACCACGGCCACGGGCGGCUGCUGGAAGCUCAGAGGGUCUUACCAGAGCCCCCAAACGCGGAGGACCAGCUUUGGACAGCUCCGGAGCUGCUCCGGAGCCCCGCCCUGGAGCGUCGGGGGACUCUGGCUGGGGACGUCUUCAGCAUGGCCAUCAUCAUGCAGGAAGUGGUGUGCCGCAGCGCACCCUACGCCAUGCUGGAGCUGAGCCCCCAGGAAGUGGUGCAGAGGGUGCAGGGCCCACCUCCGCUGUGUCGGCCGUUGGUGUCCAUGGACCAGGCCCCCAUCGAAUGCAUCCGACUGAUGGAGCAGUGCUGGGCGGAGCAGCCAGACCUCCGGCCCUCCAUGGACCGCACCUUCAACCUGUUCAAGGGCAUCAACAAGGGCCGCAAGACCAACAUCAUUGACUCGAUGUUGCGCAUGCUGGAGCAGUACUCCAGCAACCUGGAGGACCUGAUCCGGGAACGCACAGAGGAGCUGGAGUUGGAAAAGCAGAAGACAGACCGGCUGCUCACCCAGAUGCUGCCCCCGUCGGUGGCGGAGGCCCUGAAGAUGGGGACGCCGGUGGAGCCCGAGUACUUUGAAGAGGUGACGCUGUACUUCAGCGACAUCGUUGGCUUCACUACUAUCUCGGCCAUGAGUGAGCCCAUCGAGGUGGUGGACCUGCUCAAUGACCUCUACACGCUCUUUGAUGCCAUCAUCGGAUCCCACGACGUCUACAAGGUGGAGACCAUUGGGGACGCCUAUAUGGUGGCUUCGGGGCUGCCCCAGCGGAAUGGGCAGCGGCAUGCGGCAGAGAUCGCCAAUAUGUCGCUGGACAUCCUCAGCGCUGUGGGCACCUUCCGCAUGCGCCACAUGCCCGAGGUGCCCGUGCGCAUUCGCAUCGGCCUGCAUUCAGGCCCGUGCGUGGCGGGCGUGGUGGGCCUCACCAUGCCGCGGUACUGCCUGUUUGGGGACACGGUCAACACCGCCUCUCGCAUGGAGUCCACCGGGCUGCCUUACCGCAUCCACGUGAACAGGACCACGGUGCGCCUCCUACAGGCCCUGGACCAGGGCUUCCAAACGGAGGUUCGGGGUCGCACUGAGCUGAAGGGCAAGGGCGCCGAGGACACGUACUGGCUGGUGGGCAGACGGGGCUUCAACAAGCCUAUCCCUAAACCGCCCGACCGGCAGCCAGGGGCCAGCAGCCACGGCAUCAGCCUGCACGAGAUCCCCCCGGAGCGGUGCCAGAAGCUGGCGAAGGCCAGGCCCGGCCAGUUCUCCGGACAGUGAGGCCGCGCGGCGGGUCCAGGAAUAUUCGGGAAGGCCCGUCUAUGAAAGUUGCUUCAAUAGAAGACCGAAAGGCUGGCUGAUGCUGGCAGUUUCCGUCCAGCUCUGCCGCAAAGGAUUCUGGGCCUGCUGUUGACCUUGGGAGAGCCUCGGGCCCUCUCUGGGCUUGGGCCCCCUCAGUGGUGAAGGAGAGGUGGCCCAGAGGGUUUCCACAGCCCCUUCCAGCUUUACCUGCAGGCUAGCCUCAGGAUCCAGGGCCCUGUGGUGUCUGGCCCCACGGCCUCGAAGGACCCUGAGGUCAUCAGGGAUGUCAGGAGGUCAGAGGGAGGGUCUCCAUUUUCCAGGGGCCCUCAAGGCCCCAGAAAGGAGGACCUGGGGUUGAAUGCUUCAGCCCCAGAGGACGUAGACAUCUUGGUCCCUCCUAGUCAGGGUUGGCUCAUGGCCUGAGGAGGAAUAGACUUCGCUUUAGCCUGGAGUCUCCUUCCCAAUUCCACCUCCUCCUUAGUCAGCUCCCUCUCAGGUCGGCGUGACCAGGGAACAUUGUUUCCCAUGUGCAGAGAAAAGCUUAUUUCGAGGCUUUGGGGGAUGGGAAAUGAAGCAAACAGCACCAAACCUUGUCUAACCAGAACACACAAGAAAUAGUCGUCCCUCUUUAACCAGGCCCUGCGGGCAGGUGGUGAGACAGAAGAGUCCUCUCUGCUCAGACCUUGGCAACAAGGGUCACCCUCUGUCCUGAGAGCCCCCGGCUGAAGUUCCCUUGGCGGUGGUGCUCAGAUGUUCCAGAGCCUGGGCCUGAGCAUUUUUGACGGUUGGUGCCCUUUGCCAUCGCUGUGGUCGCUGAGAGAAGUUGGCUUGCCACUGUACGUGGUGAGUGUCCAGUAUGUGGAGACUAUGGUGUCGUGACACUCAGGCUGUCCUAAGUGGAAGGAUGGACUGGAUCCUCAGACGAGUAGCACUGCCAUCAGUUGGGGGCUUGUCCUCAGUGCCCUUCCUGGGCAUCUGUGUCUGCACUUUGACACGUCCCCUUGGACUAUUUCUGUGCCCUGAGGAGUUUUCAAAGCAUGGAAUGAAAUGUCCCUAGGAUCCCUAAAAUCCAAGCUAUAAACUACUCUGUUUCCCCGAAAAUAAGACAGUAUCUUAUAUUAAUUUUUGCUCCCAAAGAUGCACUAGGUCUUA